Molecule: messenger RNA, 1730 nt
Organism: Achroia grisella
Lineage: Eukaryota; Metazoa; Arthropoda; Insecta; Lepidoptera; Pyralidae
Exons: 10
Coding region: 75-1730 (551 amino acids)
Source: RefSeq, a predicted model, not a curated record
UAUUAUGUUCACAAAUUAGCUGUCUAAUCACAAUACAUUGUGUGGAAAAAUUUUAAGUUUGCACAUAUGUAAGAAUGUCUUUUACAUCAUAUCACAUACCUACAAAUGAUGCACAAAUGGACGAAUACUCACGGGCUAUACCAGAACUGGCUACUAAUAAUAUAAAUAUGGAAUAUGUAGAUUAUUGGCUCAAUCUAACUGUUGAAAAGGAAAUCAACCGUGGCGCUAGACUUGCAGAGGAAAAGUUAAGACUAUAUCCGCUAUCACAAGACGAAUGUGGUAUUAAUAUCGAUUUUAUCAAGCCCAUCCCCACAUGUUCUAAGAUUAAAAGAUAUUGCAGUCACAGAAAGUGUUCGCAAAGACAGUACACCGACGUCAGACUACACUCUUGCAAUCGACGACAAAAUUCACUUUAUUUUGAACCAAAUUCAUGUACACCUCAAAGUUGUUAUUCUAAGCAAAAUAUUGCGAAAUUACGGCCAAGAAUACCAAGAUGCCCGAUGAGAGUAGCAGAGUUAGCUGUUCCGACAAAGCGACAAUGUAUCGAUACGUGGAGGAACAAAUGCGACGUGCUCCCUGAAUUUAUGGUAGAAAGACUUAAACAACAAGUUAUGGACGAAAAACCGGUGGUUAAAAUUUCGGACGCGUUAACUUGCUUCAAAAAUCGAAAAUCUCCAUUUAACAGAUCCCGAUUAAAGACAUGCACAAUUGCAGCAAUGAAUCUUCGAAACGAAGAUUUCCGAAAAUAUAGUGCUACGUUUAGUCACAAAAUAGCACAGAAACUUAACAUUCCCUUUAAUAUAACGUUAAAUCCUCAAUUGGAAAAAAUCUCAAACGUUGUCUCAAGUGAUAUUUCCAGAUUAACUAAACAUCAAAAGAAAAUCAACACGAAAAAUGCUAAAAACAAAAAAAUACAAAUCGAAAUGUCGAGUAAGAUUGCAGCUUGGAUCGCUAAUAUUGUUGAGGAAUCAUCUUAUAAGAUGAUAGAAGCAGACUUAAGAGAAUUAGAAGAGGAGGAAGGUCCCGUAUUGGAUUUUAUUGACAGUUUGGUACACAACGUUGUGAGUAUUUGUGAAGAUUUUUCAGAGAAGGACGAUCUACAUCCUGCACUAUAUACAAAUAUUGCUUCGCCGGUUUCACAUCGGAGGUCUGGGUCAGUAACAGGAGAGUCCGAGAAAGUAAUGGAAAGAAACGACUCUAUACAGACGACAUCUGGCGAAAUGGAAAGUAACGUUGAAUCGUCAUAUCAUAAUAAAAUUGAAGACAAUCUAGAAUUGGAUAGUAACGAAGAAUAUAUAUUAGAAGAAUUAGAAAGAAUUGUUGUCAGCGUUACAAUCACUGCACAGCCAGAUAAACAAAAUACGAUAGCCGACAUGAUAAAGACAGAAGACUAUUUAGUUGUGGAUAAAAUGUCGCGACAAUCCAUAGAUAGUACAAGCUCGUAUGUACAAUUUAAGCAGUCAAAUAAUUCUCAAGGCUUUGUUAAAGAAUAUCAGGAAUUCAGCGAGAAUUCUAAAGAUGCAGAUAACAAUUUUAGUGCUAAUCAAGAAAAUGAUAAUGUGAGUGAACUAUUUCAGAUACAUUCUGAAGAGUCACCUGACGUUAAGAGUAGAAAAAUAAACUUUUUACAAUUAAUUGCUAAUAAGGCAGAAAAGCAGGAACUCAAAAAACAGAGCAAGUAUCAUGGAAAUUACCAAUUAAAUUUGCAGCUCCAAAUGAAAAUUUAUUGA